Molecule: messenger RNA, 3334 nt
Organism: Dreissena polymorpha
Lineage: Eukaryota; Metazoa; Mollusca; Bivalvia; Myida; Dreissenidae
Product: protein jagged-2-like
Exons: 17
Coding region: 440-2776 (778 amino acids)
Cellular component (GO): extracellular region
Molecular function (GO): protein binding; peptidase inhibitor activity
Source: RefSeq, a predicted model, not a curated record
ACUAUGCGCGGUUAGGUUACUUUGCAGUAUAUCGUGUUUAUACAAUCGAGUUACCUUGAAGGUUACUAUACCUGAAUAACCGCAAACUUACCAAGGUUUGAAUGUUACCGAGCGGUAACUUUAACCAGCGUUUAUACAAUCGGGUGCAAGAAGGGUUAUUUAAAGGUUAUGGUAUAAAGAGUGCAGUGGCUAAAAGGUGUGGACAUAAAUUCGAUCAAUGCGAUUACAAUAGAAACUUGUUUUCACGGACCAAUAACACAUUCACGGUUGGCUAAACAUCGAUGGUCACGAUUUAGUACAAACGCAAGUAAAUAUCUAAUAAAUGAAAACAGCCUUAAGGGUUAUUUAAAGGUUAUGGUAUAAAGAGUGCAGUGGCUAAAAGGUGUGGACAUAAAUUAAAUGAUUAAAACGCAAUAAAAAUCAAUUGGAAGGUUUCAACAUGUUUCGGAUCGCAGUUGUUUUGGUUGUAACGAUUAUUUCGUUUCCGUGUGUAUUCGGCACGUUCUGGUUAGAGCAGAAGCCCUCCAACUGUCCAUCGGGAGACAACGGGAAGCACGUAUGCAGCUCGCUCUUGUCGAACAAUUUCACAUGCGUGACGUUCGACUGCUGCAGUAAUUUCGAAAGUAACGCCAGCAAUGGCGUCGACGAAAGGCAUAUGUUUGACCGUAGUCACGUCCUUCAAAACAACCCCGAGGAGUUCACACACUGUCCCGUGUGUUACGCCAAGAAGGCAUGUACCCUGUACCAGUGCUUCCAUAGCUGCUGUCCGGGAUUCACACCGGAUGCCACUGGAGUUUGUAUUGCUGCAGCGGCGGACCAGUUCUGUCAGAACGGCGGCAUACAGUACAAGGACGGGGAUAUGAUUAAGUGCCGAUGUCAACCGGACUUUGAAGGCUCAACGUGCGAUAGACCGGUGUGCAACUGCACGAACGGAGGCAUGUGCACGGUACAGAAUGGGCGGCCGGUCUGUAGCUGUCCGUCUCAUUACACGGGGCGUCAGUGCGAAAUUCCAACGUGCAAUAUCCGUUGUCUGAAUGGGGGACGAUGCGUUAUAAAUGGGAACUACGAAAUGUGCGUCUGCAGUCCGGACUUUGUGGGAAGGCUGUGUGAAAUUCCAUUCCGUCAGCCGAAUACCUGCCCUCCCGUGAGCUCGGACCGCCUGUAUUGUGAGUACAAGUGCAAUACGAACGCAGACUGCGGUGCCGAUGGGGUGUGUUGUCGAGAGGGAUGCUCUACGGUCUGCCGACAGACCGAAACCAGCUGCCAGAAUGGGGACAUGAUGUUUGUGGUUGGACAGAGUUACAGACCGGACCCAUGCACGACAUGCACAUGCAUGCCCGAUGGUGCUAUGCCAUGCUUGGCUAAGUCGUGCGCCCAGCCUAAAUGUUCAGGUGACAUUACUCCUGUUAGGAAGCCCGGGGAAUGCUGUUACACAUGCCCAGACAACCUGGCAGAGACUAAUUGUAAGCUGCGGGACAUGAUGUUCAGGGUUGGACAGAGUUACAAUCCGGACCCAUGCAUGACAUGCACAUGCAUGCCUGGUGGUGAGAUGCCAUGCUUGGCAAAGUCGUGCGCCCAGCCUCAAUGUUCAGGUGACACUACUCCUGUUCGUAAGCCCGGGGAAUGCUGUUACACCUGCCCAGACAACCUGGUUGAGACUAAUUGUAAGCUGCGGGACAUGAUGUUCAGGAUUGGACAGAGUUACAAUCCGGACCCAUGCACGACAUGUAGAUGCAUGCCCGGUGGUGAGAUGCCAUGCUUGGCUAAGUCAUGCGCCCCACCACAAUGUUCAGGUGACACCACUCCAGUUCGGAAGCCCGGGGAAUGCUGUUACACCUGCCCAGAAAUUGAGGUUCCAAAGAGCGCGAACCCCACGAUCAUGUGUCCCAGAGACCUGUUGGAGCUGUACGUGCCAGAGAAUGGGUUUGAAGUCCUUCUGGAUCACAAUACAACUAAAGUCCAUGCCAAGGACAGCAUUGGCCAUGAAUUGCAGGUGACCUUUGUGCCUCCAGUUGCUAGGCACUGCUUUUGUAAAGAUAUCAGGAAAAUAAGAGUCCAGGCCUGGGCCCACGAUGCCCUGGGAAACAAAGCGUUUUGCGAGUUUGAUAUUGUCGUCCGAGAUAAGACUCCGCCUGUGUUCGCCACCUGCCCAGACGACAUUUACAUUUUUGCGGAGGAGAAACCCUGCUGGACCAGACCUGUUCCCACAGAUAACGUGGGUAUUGCCAAAUACUCUGAAAUCGACAAGGUACCCAGGGAGGUCGGGGUACACAAGAUGAGCUAUGUGGCUACUGAUUAUGAUGGCAACUUCGGUUUCUGCGUCUUCUUGAUAUCUAUUUCAGGACAUGGCACGCCAGUUGCAGAUCUUCCACAGGGUCUAAAGGAUCGCUCUAUGGAUGACACCAGGAUGGGGGUUUCUGUUGGUAUCCCAGUGGGUGGAGUGAUACUAGUAGUAGGUGUUGUCGCACUGAUAUUUUACAUUCUGAGACGAAAACGAUCAACACCCCAAACUGCAGACACCAGCGGAGUAAGUAAGCCCAGCUUUGACAACAGAAUGUAUGCCAUCCCUGGGCGCGGGAUGGUCCGACUGCCCUCUUACAAGGCAGGCAUGUCCCCUCCACCUCAGUAUGUGAGCACUGUGUCCCUGAACGCAACCUUCCCCUCGAAUGAUCCACCUCCAAGCUACUCCAACUCGGGCUACAUGAGUGUGGGAGAGACGAAGCAGCCUGAGGAACAUGUGUAUGAUAGCAUACAUGGGGAGAAGAGCAUCGUAUAAAAGAUGCCUGAAGUUACACUUGAAGAGAUUAUUGAGAAAGAAAAAAAAGCAGAUUUAUUCCUAAUUAAAAUAAGGUGAUUCUUAAUAAAAAUGAGGUGAAUAUUUUUAUUACUUCCUAGUAAAAAGAUUUGGAGCUGUAGCUGUAGAUGAUGGUCCUAUGUUAUACACAUUUUUUUGUAUGUGUGUACACAUUGUAGGGUUUUUCAAUUUCUAAUUUGGUAUAACAAAGUAAAUUGCAGGCCUUUUUAAUACUCAAAAUAAUGUGUGCUUUCAUUUCCUUGUAUCAUUUUCAAAUAAAUUUCGGUUUGUUUAUUUUAAGUAUUUUGACUCAAAUGCAUUUCUUUUUAAUGUUCAGCUCUUUAUUUACAUUAAUUCAAUAUCCAGUUAUUUCUCCACUGUUUUGCUGUGGUCAUGUUUCCAAAUACAUAUCCACCAUCUCUUUUGACUGUGUUUCUCGAUUAACUUUGUCAACAAUGUAUUCAGCUAAUGUGUUACUUAAAGUGUUUGCUUUUUUUGUCAGACUUUUUAUACAUUAUUAUAUAUACCUUCCUAAACAGA